Cryphonectria parasitica EP155 is the source of this 1357-nucleotide messenger RNA. RefSeq lists its product as uncharacterized. Lineage: Eukaryota; Fungi; Ascomycota; Sordariomycetes; Diaporthales; Cryphonectriaceae. The record is from RefSeq and is a predicted model, not a curated record. The transcript is spliced from 4 exons. The coding region runs from base 1 to 1257 and encodes 418 amino acids.
AUGACAUGGCAAUUUCAUUACGGCAAAGCCCAUGAGACCGAUGCGGAAGUCCAGUAUCAGAACGAGAUCUUCGGUUUGAAACUGGCGCUGGCCUAUCUUCGUUCUUUCGCCUUCAUGGUAGAGGCAUCCCUUGUCUUCUUCUUACUUUACUCACCGAAGCUUUACCGUCUAUGGGGUCAUUGCGAAUGCACAACGUACGCCCAGAUCCCCUAUGUCGAGGUCCAGCCGGACGCGCUGACGAGAAAUGCAGUUGUCACCAGCUUGUUUGGAUCUUGCAUCUUCCUUCUCAUGAUUCUCGUCAAAUACCUGCAAAGUCGGUGGCAGUUGAAAACGUGGCAAACUUUGCAGUAUGGCCAAGCUGCACAAUCGACGUCCACGACAAGAAAGUCUACCCUCAACAGCCGCCGCAGUCGAGCCUUUUCCGAUUCCAGACCUGGGAGCGCAACCUUUGACAGGUGGCUCGUAGUGAGGCUCAGCAUAGCCUUUGCCACGCUAUGUGUCUUUGAAUGGACCAAUAUCAAUCCUCACUUGUCUGCCAAAGACCGUGUCGUCGAGGCGGCCAACGAGAGCGCUCCCGAUCUAUCCACAACGCGGGCCAUGAAGACCGUCACGGGCUACCUCUCUGGUGUAUCUCCCAGCCUCUUGGCUUUCGUCGUCUUUGGCACAACGAAAACCUUCCAGCGCAAGAUGUACCAGACCUUUGUUCCGAAGUUCCUGCGCCCAAAGAGAAAUCGAAAGGGCAACAGCAGGCUUGCGAGCCACCAUCAAUCUCAGCUGCCCUUCUCCACAACAAAAAACAGCAGCGUCACACACACAUCCAUCUCUGGCCUUACGGCGCCUGGGACCCCGCAGCGACCACGGUCUCUUUCUAUGCAGCUGUCUCACUCCUCGAUCCGAAAGCCCGAGACCAGCCUCGGGCCCAUCUACGAACCCGGAUGUCUUUGGCUUCCCGACGACGACACGCCGAGGAGCAGUCUGCGCCCCAGCCAGGUCGGCGUCGCGGUUGGCACGCCUCGACGCUCUGCACGGGAGACAUUCUUGAUAUCGGAAGCUGACGACGAGUCCGUGGAGGAUAUGACAUCCAUACCGAUGAGCCGUUUCAACAAUACCCACACCAGACACCUAAGCGGGUCGAGUUCGCACACGACUCGGAUCUGGAGCGAGGGCCGGCGGGAGAGUGUGAGCUCGUCCAGACGUGGCAGCAGCAGACAGCGACAUAAUUCAGAGAGCGUACCGAGACGAGGUAGUGCGUACUAGAUUAUCACAAUCAAUGGGCGGUGUUUUGGGUUUCUUCUAGCACGUCUAGCUUUUAUGAAGAGUGAUGUUUAUAUUGUAUGUAAUGCUACACACCAUCACC